Messenger RNA from Apis laboriosa (Himalayan honeybee), 9093 nucleotides. RefSeq names its product myosin-VIIa (gene ck). Gene Ontology annotation, molecular function: ATP binding; cytoskeletal motor activity; protein binding. The record is from RefSeq and is a predicted model, not a curated record. NCBI's taxonomy places the organism in Eukaryota, Metazoa, Arthropoda, Insecta, Hymenoptera, Apidae. Bases 2150 to 8482 code for a protein of 2110 amino acids. Gene Ontology annotation, cellular component: cytoskeleton; myosin complex. The transcript has 22 exons.
UAACAUUUUCAAAAUUUUAAAUACAAUUUGAAUUAAAAUUAUGACUACGUUACAAUUUUUGUAGAAAAACAUAGAGAAUUAGAAUAGAAAACAGAUUUUGACAAAAAUAUACUAUUUAUAUUCUAUUUAAUUUUUUUGUGUAUUCAAUAAUUCUAUUUAAUAAUAACAUGCAUAUUUUGUACCUGGAUGCAUUUACAAUUUUUAUUAUUCAAUUACCAUAGCAAAUAUUAUUGAUUUCUCAUCGAUACUAUAACUAAUGAUAAAAGCAACUGAGAGAAAAAAAACAACAUUUAUUAUUGGAGCACGUUAAAUCAAUUAAUAUACGAGUGCAAUUUGAACAAACGUAUUAUGAAUGUUAAAUUCGUCUUAUGCUUUUUUUAAAUAUAAUUAUUUAUAAAACAAAGUUAUAUAAAAAAUUAUAAUGAUAUUAAUAUUUUAUUCAAAAUUAAAUGAUAUAUUUUGGAAUUAGUUUAUAUAGUUUAUAUUCUACGCGUGAAUACUUUGCUAUGCAAUCAGUCUUAUUAUGCUGAACACAAGCGAAGAGUAUUCAUCAUUUAUUAAAAAUAUAUAUCUACCAAGAAGCAAUACUCUAAAUUUAGAUAUAGAAUUUAUCAUUGCUUCGUUACAUCGAAUGAUAGUAACUUCUUAAUUUUAGGAAAUAAUUUAUAAUAUUCGUUGUGCAUUGUAAUUAUUCAUUAUCAAAAGACAUCGAUCAACUGCGUAAUUUAUGCGGGAUCAAAAUCAAAAUUGUUUAAAAUAUAUACUUUCAUUCGUAUUUUUAUUGUUAAAAAUAUAUAAUAUCGAUAACAAACGAUAGUACAGUAAUUUGUUAUAAUUUCCAUACAAAAAUGUUUGAAAUAUUCGUAAAAAAUAAAUCGUUAGAAUUAUUAUUACAAGUAUUGUUCUCGUUGCAUAAAAAAUAUUUUAUUUAUACAUAUAUAUAGCACGUUUUUAUAAAAUUGUUAAUUUGCAACGUGCAUAACAUCGCUAAUGUUGUUAUUGUUGCCGAAGUUUUCAGUACUUUAUGUAUUAAUGCAUAUGUUAAAAAUUAUAAAAAUUAUUAUGUAUGUAUGUAUGUAUAACAUUCAUGUAAAAUUCGUAUGAAAUGAAAAAUAUAUUUUCAAUGUAAACGAUUUGUUUGCUUUUUUAUAAUAUAUCCAUUAGUAAUAAGAGUAUAAAGUAGAAUUCCUCGAUCGGUAAGAAGAUCAUUGUUCGAACAGUUUGAAGGACAAUGAAAAAAACUAUAGAUGGUAUCGAAUCGUACGCAACAGGUUGCAGGUAAAUAUACACAAGUGAAUAUGUAUUGAAGUGUAUGACGUCAUGAUCGAGAUAUCGAUAAAGAAAGAAUCAAGAAAGAUUCAGGGAAGCAGAUAUGAAAGAACUGUUAAAAAAUGUAGAAUCAAUACUUAUUAAAUGUAUGAUGAUUGGUGGGGUAUCGCAUAGGUGAAGCCAAACUUGAUCAUGGUUUAGUUAAAGAUAGUUUUUCCACCUCUUUCAGUUGCUUCCACCUGGCACACCCGAUUCGAACCGAAACUCCCCGAGUGGACGCGUCAACGUGCCGGUCACGGUCGUGGCCCAUUCUCUGAAACAACUACUGUUGCUUUUUGUGUUCUAUUUUUCAGUGUAGUCAGUGAUCUUUUCUUUUUUCAUGUUCGUUGCUUCUUUUAAGCGCUAAGCUUCGACGAGCUUCUCUAGUCACGUCGGACAUGAAAAGCGCGCUUCACAUCACGUUCAAAGUGUAGUGCAGUGCCUCUUAAUGGAGUGUGCCAACAUCGUGUAGCCACUUUCGUCGUGUUUUUCGUUACUCGCAUAAGGCGGAGUGCCGACAACCACGACUUGAGAGAUGGUCAUCGUCACGCGGACACGGAGAGACGAAAGUAAAACCGACUGACAAAAGAAGAGCCAAAUUGAACGGAGAUUUGUUUCGAGGUAACGAGCGGACGAGCUCUUCCGAUGUUGUUCCGGUGAGGUGAACAAUCGGAACGUAUACGAAUAUCAGGGAGAUUACAUAUGGAUCGAACCAAUCUCAGGGAGAGAAUUUGACGUUGCUAUCGGAGCACGAGUUAUUUCCGCGGAAGGCAGACGCAUUCAAGUGAAAGACGACGAUAACAAGGAACAAUGGCUGACUCCAGAGAGGCGAAUAAAAGCGAUGCAUGCCACUUCUGUGCAAGGUGUAGAAGAUAUGAUCAGUUUAGGAGACCUCCAUGAAGCGGGCAUUUUAAGGAAUUUGUUGAUCCGUUAUAAUGAGAAUCUCAUAUACACGUACACCGGUUCGAUUCUAGUCGCUGUGAAUCCAUAUCAAAUAUUGCCUAUUUAUACCGCGGAACAAAUCAAAUUGUACAAGGAUCGUAAAAUCGGAGAGCUACCGCCGCAUAUAUUCGCAAUUGGAGAUAAUAGUUACGCACAUAUGAAUCGAUAUGGUCAAGAUCAAUGUAUAGUGAUUAGCGGCGAAAGCGGAGCCGGCAAAACGGAAAGUACGAAACUAAUUUUGCAAUAUUUGGCAGCGAUUAGCGGCAAGCAUUCUUGGAUUGAACAACAAAUUCUGGAAGCGAAUCCCAUCUUAGAAGCAUUCGGCAAUGCUAAGACUGUACGAAACGAUAAUUCAUCACGCUUUGGAAAAUAUAUUGACAUUCACUUUAACGAACAAGGAGUAAUAGAAGGAGCAAAAAUAGAGCAAUAUUUAUUGGAGAAGUCACGAAUAGUUUCACAAAGUCUGGACGAAAGAAACUAUCAUGUAUUUUAUUGUAUGUUGGCUGGUCUUUCGAAAGAAGAGAAGCAAAAGCUAGAAUUGGAAGAUGCUUCUUCGUACAAGUAUUUAACAGGGGGUGGUAGUAUCACGUGCGAAGGUCGAGACGACGCUGCAGAAUUUGCUGACAUUAGAUCAGCAAUGAAGGUUUUACUCUUUUCUGACAUGGAAAUAUGGGAGAUACUCAAGCUUCUUGCUGCCUUGUUGCACAUGGGAAAUGUCAAAUACAGAGCUAUCGUCGUAGAUAAUUUGGACGCUACUGAAAUUCCGGAACAAACAAAUGUGCAAAGAGUAGCGCAUUUAUUGGGCGUACCUGUUCAGUCUUUGAUAGACGCACUUACUCGUAAAACAAUAUUCGCUCACGGUGAGACUGUUGUGUCCACGUUGUCAAGAGAACAAUCGGUGGAUAUUAGAGACGCGUUCGUUAAGGGGAUAUACGGGCGUUUAUUCGUGCACAUCGUGAAGAAAAUAAACGAAGCAAUUUACAGGCCCAAGAACACGUCUAGAAGCGCUAUAGGUGUACUGGAUAUAUUCGGUUUUGAAAAUUUCAGUCACAAUAGCUUUGAACAAUUUUGCAUCAAUUACGCGAAUGAAAAUCUACAACAAUUUUUCGUCCAACAUAUUUUCAAGCUUGAGCAAGAAGAAUAUAAUCACGAAGGUAUAAAUUGGCAACACAUCGAGUUCGUCGACAAUCAAGAUGCCCUCGAUUUGAUAGCCAUCAAACAAUUGAACAUUAUGGCAUUGAUCGACGAGGAAUCAAAGUUCCCCAAAGGGACGGAUCAAACUAUGCUAGCCAAGAUACACAAAACUCACGGAAGCCAUCGGAAUUAUUUAAAACCAAAAUCAGAUAUCAACACGUCUUUCGGCCUGAAUCAUUUCGCCGGCGUCGUGUUCUACGAUACAAGAAGUUUCCUCGAGAAGAACAGGGAUACGUUCAGUGCCGAUUUGUUGCAAUUGAUCCACAUAUCGUCGAACAAAUUUCUACAAGCUUGCUUCGCCGAAGACAUAGGUAUGGGAUCAGAGACGAGAAAAAGAACUCCCACCUUGUCCACUCAGUUCAAAAAAUCUUUGGAUUCGUUAAUGAAAACGUUGUGCAGUUGUCAACCUUUCUUCAUUAGGUGUAUCAAACCAAACGAAUACAAGAAACCGAUGAUGUUCGACAGAGGCCUUUGUUGCCGACAAUUAAGAUAUUCUGGAAUGAUGGAAACGAUCCGAAUCCGCAGAGCCGGUUACCCAAUCAGGCAUUCCUUUCCGGAGUUCGUCGAGAGAUACAGGUUUUUGAUACCGGGUAUACCACCGGCACACAAAGUAGAUUGUCGCGCGGUUACGUCAAAAAUUUGUCAUAUAGUGUUGGGAAAAUCGGAUUAUCAACUCGGGCAUACGAAAGUGUUUCUCAAAGAUGCCCACGACUUGUUCUUGGAGCAAGAACGCGACCGUGUUUUAACGCGAAAGAUCCUAAUACUACAGCGCAACAUACGUGGUUGGGUUUACAGAAGAAGGUUCCUCCGCAUGAGAGCAGCGGCAACAGUGGUGCAAAAAUAUUGGAGGGGUUACGCGCAACGACAACGAUACAAACGCAUGCGCAUCGGUUACAUGCGACUUCAAGCCUUGAUCAGAUCGCGAGUAUUAUCUCAUAGGUUUAGGCAUCUCAGAGGGCACAUAGUCGCUCUUCAGGCGCGAGCCAGGGGUUAUCUGGUGCGGAAAAUGUAUCAAAAAAAAUUGUGGGCGAUCGUGAAGAUACAAGCUCAUGUUCGAAGGCUGAUCGCGCAAAGACGAUACAAAAAGAUCAAGUACGAGUAUCGGUUGCACGUCGAAGCGUUGAGACUUCGAAAGAAAGAGGAACGGGAAUUGAAAGAUCAAGGUAAUAAACGGGCGAAAGAAAUUGCCGAGCAAAAUUAUAGGGAACGAAUGCAAGAGUUGGAGAGGAAAGAAAUUGAGAUGGAAUUGGAAGAUCGGCGUAGAAUGGAAAUUAAAAAAAAUCUGAUAAACGACGCAGCUAAGAAGCAAGACGAACCGGUUGACGAUAGCAAAUUGGUCGAGGCUAUGUUUGACUUCUUGCCGGAUUCAAGCAGCGAGGCUCCUACUCCUGCCAGGGAAACUUCUGUAUUCAAUGAUCUUCCCGCUCCAAAAGCGGAUCAACAGGAAAUCAUUAGUCCUGUUCAAACGGCCUCGGAGGAUGAGGAGGAUUUAUCAGAGUUCAAAUUCCAAAAAUUUGCGGCAACCUAUUUCCAAGGGAAUAUCACGCAUCAAUAUUCGAGAAAGCCGUUGAAGCAUCCAUUGUUACCUCUGCAUACGCAAGGGGAUCAGUUAGCCGCGCAAGCUUUAUGGAUCACGAUACUUCGUUUCACCGGAGAUUUACCCGAGCCUAGAUUUCAUACGAUGGAUAGAGAUACGACUUCGGUUAUGUCGAAGGUUACAGCCACGCUUGGCCGCAAUUUCAUUCGAAGCAAAGAAUUCCAAGAAGCACAAAUGAUGGGUGUAGAUCCGGAAACGUUUCUCAGACAAAAACCACGAUCGAUAAGACACAAGUUGGUCUCGUUGACGUUGAAACGAAAAAAUAAAUUAGGCGAGGAUGUGAGACGGAAGUUACAAGAAGACGAAUACACAGCGGAUAGUUAUCAGUCUUGGUUGGAAGCGAGACCCACCUCGAAUCUCGAAAAAUUGCAUUUUAUUAUUGGUCACGGAAUAUUACGUGCCGAAUUGAGAGACGAGAUAUAUUGUCAAAUAUGUAAACAACUGACGAAUAAUCCUUCGAAAUCUUCGCACGCUCGCGGUUGGAUUUUGCUCUCGCUUUGCGUUGGAUGUUUCGCACCGUCCGAGAAAUUUGUCAAUUAUUUGCGAGCAUUCAUUAGAGAAGGACCACCUGGAUAUGCACCGUAUUGCGAGGAUCGACUGAAGAGAACGUUCAACAACGGUACGAGGAAUCAACCGCCGAGCUGGUUGGAACUUCAAGCGACAAAAUCGAAGAAACCUAUCAUGUUACCAAUCACGUUUAUGGAUGGUAAUACUAAAACAUUACUUGCCGAUUCUGCAACCACCGCCAGAGAAUUGUGCAAUCAAUUGUCCGAUAAAAUAUCGUUACGUGAUCAAUUCGGAUUCUCUCUUUACAUCGCGUUGUUCGAUAAAGUAUCGUCCCUCGGUAGUGGUGGAGAUCACGUGAUGGAUGCCAUUUCUCAAUGCGAACAAUACGCUAAGGAGCAAGGUGCUCAAGAAAGGAAUGCUCCGUGGAGAUUGUUCUUCAGAAAAGAAAUAUUCGCACCUUGGCACGAGCCAACGGAAGAUCAAGUCGCUACUAAUUUAAUUUAUCAACAGGUAGUUAGAGGGGUCAAAUUUGGCGAGUAUCGUUGCGACAAGGAAGAAGAUUUAGCAAUGAUCGCCGCCCAACAAUAUUACAUCGAAUAUCACACGGACAUGAACGUCGAUAGGUUAUAUACUCUUUUGCCGAAUUAUAUUCCAGACUAUUGUUUGACGGGUAUUGACAAAGCGAUCGAUAGAUGGGGACAUCUCGUUUUGCAAGCAUACAAAAAGAGUUAUUAUUUAAAGGAGAAGGUACCUGCUUUACGCGUUAAAGAAGAUAUCGUUGGUUAUGCCAAAUUUAAGUGGCCAUUGCUUUUUUCUCGUUUUUACGAAGCAUAUAGAAAUUCUGGCCCGAAUUUGCCAAAAAAUGAUGUUAUUAUAGCUGUCAAUUGGACCGGAGUAUACGUCGUAGAUGAUCAAGAACAAGUACUUCUCGAAUUGUCAUUUCCCGAGAUUACCACCGUGUCUAGUCAGAAAACUAAUAAAAUGUUCACGCAAACGUUUAAUUUGUCAACGGUGCGAGGAGAAGAAUUUACUUUUCAAAGCCCUAAUGCCGAGGAUAUUCGUGAUUUGGUGGUAUACUUCUUGGAAGGUCUGAAAAAACGUAGUAAAUACGUUAUCGCUUUGCAAGAUUACAAAGCACCAGGUGAAGGUUCCUCGUUUUUGACUUUUCAAAAGGGAGAUCUCAUCAUUUUGGAGGAGGAAAGUACCGGCGAAACUGUUCUUAAUUCGGGAUGGUGCGUCGGCACAUGCGAAAGAACCGGUGAAAAAGGCGAUUUUCCAGCCGAGACAGUUUAUGUUUUGCCCUCGUUAACGAAACCACCAAACGAUAUUUUGUCCUUGUUCAGCAUCGAAGGGACAGAAAAUGGCCGAAAAUUGUAUCCGCAGCAAGUAAAUGGAGUAGAAUCUCGUGACAAACCUCACACCCUCUUAGAAUAUGCUAUUGAUCAUUUCCGAACGCCUCCAAAAAGAACAAUGUCGAAAGCAUUGACGUUGACAACAGCGCGACGUGGCCAUACCGAUGAGUUGUGGCAUCAUUCCAGAGAUCCGAUCAAACAACCUCUUUUAAAGAAGUUGAUAUCUAAAGAAGAAUUAGCCGAAGAAGCGUGUUUUGCUUUUAACGCGAUCUUAAAAUACAUGGGUGAUCUACCAACAAAAAGACCUCGAAUCGGUAACGAGUAUACCGAUCUUAUUUUCGAUGGACCAUUAAAGAACGAAAUUCUUCGGGACGAAAUUUAUUGUCAAGUCAUGAAACAAUUAACAGAUAAUCGGAAUAGAUUGAGCGAAGAGCGCGGAUGGGAAUUAAUGUGGCUAGCCACUGGUCUUUUUACUUGUAGUCAAAGUCUUUUGAAGGAAUUAACUUUAUUCUUGCGUACGAGACGACAUCCUAUAUCCCAGGAUUCUCUACAAAGGCUACAAAAAACUUUACGUAAUGGCCAGCGAAAAUAUCCUCCACAUCAAGUAGAAGUGGAAGCUAUACAGCACAAAACGACACAAAUAUUCCAUAAAGUUUAUUUUCCCGACGAUACAGACGAGGCAUUUGAAGUAGAUUCAUCAACGAGAGCUAAAGAUUUUUGUCAAAACAUUGCGCAAAGAUUAAAUUUACGAUCCGCAGAAGGAUUUAGUCUUUUUGUGAAGAUUGCUGACAAAGUCAUCUCAGUUCCGGAAGGGGAUUUCUUUUUCGAUUUUGUACGGCAUUUGACAGAUUGGAUAAGAAAAGCUAGACCGUCUCGUGAUGGCGUAUCACCCCAAUUUACGUAUCAAGUCUUUUUUAUGAAAAAGUUGUGGACCAAUACUGUUCCUGGUAAGGAUAGAAACGCAGACCUCAUUUUCCACUUUCAUCAAGAACUUCCUAAAUUAUUAAGAGGGUAUCAUAAAUGUACAAAAGAAGAAGCAUCGAGAUUAGCAGCAUUGGUGUACAGAGUUCGUUUUGGUGAGAGUAAACAGGAACUUCAAGCGAUUCCGCAAAUGUUAAGAGAACUUAUACCCGGCGAUUUAGUGAAGGUACAAAGUUCCAAUGAUUGGAAAAGAUCGAUAAUAGCAGCAUAUAAUCAAGAUGCUGGUAUGAGCCCAGAAGAUGCUAAAAUAACAUUUUUGAAAAUUGUUUAUCGAUGGCCAACUUUUGGUUCGGCAUUUUUUGAAGUUAAACAAAGUACAGAACCAAAUUAUCCGGAAUUAUUGUUAAUUGCUAUCAAUAAACAUGGUGUAAGUCUUAUACAUCCACAAACGAAAGAUAUAUUAGUAACGCAUCCUUUUACCAGAAUUUCAAAUUGGUCGUCAGGUAAUACUUAUUUUCAUAUGACGAUAGGAAAUUUAGUUCGAGGUUCCAAAUUAUUGUGCGAAACUUCACUUGGAUAUAAAAUGGAUGAUCUUUUAACUUCAUAUAUUUCGUUAAUGCUUACAAAUAUGAAUAAGCAACGUACAAUACGGAUAAAAUAAAUGUGAUUUUAUUGAACUAUUUUAAACGGUGAUUGAUGAUUAAAUGUGCGCAAGAUGAGAAUGUGAAUGAGGAAUGUUAAGAAAAUAUUAAAAUAGUCAAGACUAAGAAAUAUCAGAUAAUUCAAUAAUUAAAAAUUUUCGAUUUUCAUGCUAUUUAUCAAAUUAAUUUUAUAUUAAUUAUAGAAAAUAUAUUUAAAUAUUAAUCCAUUUCAACAUAACAAUAGAUAAUUCUGUACUUAUAGAUACACUCGAAUAAUUUUUCACAGAAAGAACGUUGCCAAGCACAAUAGAAAAUCUCGUAUAGUAAUAAUAAUAUAUCCUUAAACGUUUCUAUAAUAAGAAACGUUUUAUAUACAUAUAUGUUUUUGUUAUAAAUUUUUUAUUAUAUAUACAUAUAAGUAUAUACAAUAUAUUCACGUUACUGUUUUUACUGUUAUUGUAUCCAUUGUCGUUCAAGUUUCGUUAAUAUGAUAAUGUUUGAGAAUAUAAAGGGGAUUAUGAUGCACGUGUACACAAAUAAUUAGUUAAAAAAAUUUGUAUAUGAUUUAUUUACAAAUAAGAUUUUUCAUAUAAUUUUGUAAAAUAUUAUUUUAACAUAUAGGAAAAAGAAA